AUGAGACAUCUCUUUGUCAUUCUCGCGAUCUGUCGCCUAGCCUCUGCGCAAGAUGUGACAUGCUAUAGACCCGACGGCAUCAGCCGCACCUACAAUGGGACAAUAGUGUGCAAUAGCGUCGAGGGUGCGGUGAGCAUGUGCUGCGGGUGGAACGAUAUCUGUCUCCAAAAUGGGCUUUGCAAAGUCAAAUCAGAGGAAUCCGCCGAUGCCACGUACUGGCGAGACAUGUGCUCAGUAUCUACUUGGCCCGAAGUCGGCUGUUUGAAGGCCUGUACUAGAGCAGGAAGCAUUGAUGAACUCGGCAACGCCCCGAUGACUCCCUGCGACGGCACCGACUAUUUUGAGACCUGGUGUUGCGGAUAUACUACGGAUUGCUGCGGUACGAAUGAUGCUGUCACUGUCCCUGCCAACAUCUACACAUCAACAUCAACAUCAAUAUCUAUAUCCACAUCCACGUCGGCGUCAACGUCAUUUACAUCCUCCACAUCUACUCCGACCAGUACGGGAUCUGACUCGAGCCCAAUUCCUACAACCGAGCGAUCCCAGCACGCGUCCGGCCUCUCGAGCGGCGCAAAAGCCGGCAUUGGUGUGGGUGUUGCUGCGGGAGUGAUCGCCGUAGUUGGAUUCGUCGCAUUCUUUGUGCGUCGACAGCGUAAAAGCAAAACAGCCAUGGCUUCGGGGGCCUCAUAUUCAUUCCAGCCGGUGACGGGCUCCGAAAGCCCGCGGCAGCCGGAGCAUACCCAUGUGUAUGAGAAACCCGCAGAUAAGGAAGAUAUGAGGUACGAAUUGCCUGCUGAGCCAUCUGUGGGAACAGAUAGGUAG
Aspergillus terreus NIH2624 is the source of this 822-nucleotide messenger RNA. RefSeq lists its product as uncharacterized. The transcript is spliced from 2 exons. Lineage: Eukaryota; Fungi; Ascomycota; Eurotiomycetes; Eurotiales; Aspergillaceae. The record is from RefSeq and is a predicted model, not a curated record. The coding region runs from base 1 to 822 and encodes 273 amino acids.